Topomyia yanbarensis is the source of this 2964-nucleotide messenger RNA. RefSeq lists its product as uncharacterized. The transcript has a single exon. Gene Ontology annotation, biological process: DNA integration. Bases 1 to 2964 code for a protein of 987 amino acids. The record is from RefSeq and is a predicted model, not a curated record. Gene Ontology annotation, molecular function: nucleic acid binding. NCBI's taxonomy places the organism in Eukaryota, Metazoa, Arthropoda, Insecta, Diptera, Culicidae.
AUGCCGAUGGACAGCUUCUGCAAUCAUAUCAACAGUUCGUCUACAGUGAUCAGCACCCUCAAGCAGGCCUUCCCGACAGUUUUCAACGAUGCUCCGGGAGUGUGUACUAAGGCAAAGGUGCACCUCACAUUGAAGGAAGGAGCAAAGCCUGUGUUCCGACCGAAGAGACCAGUAGCGUAUGCGAUGUACAAGACUGUCGAUGAAGAGUUGGACCGUUUGGAAAAUGCUGGAAUCAUAACACCGGUUGAGUACUCGGAGUGGGCAGCUCCGAUUGUCGUCGUGAGAAAAGCAAGCGGAGCAGUGAGGAUUUGCGGUGAUUAUUCAACAGGGUUAAACGACGCACUACAGCCGCACCAAUAUCCUCUCCCGCUGCCGCAAGACAUCUUCGCCAAACUGGCAAAUUGUAAGGUAUUUAGUCAAAUCGAUCUCUCUGACGCAUUUCUACAGGUUGAGGUGCAUGAGGAAUCCCGAGAAAUGCUCACUAUCAAUACGCAUAAGGGGCUCUACAGAUACAACCGACUUCCGCCGGGAGUUAAAGCAGCGCCUGGCGCUUUUCAGCAGCUAGUGGACACCAUGCUAGCGGGAUUGGAGGCCACGUCAGGCUAUCUCGACGAUGUCUUAAUUGGUGGUGUAGACCAAGAGGAUCACCACCGAAAUCUUGUGAAAGUUCUCCGUCGACUACAAGAAUAUGGAUUCACCAUCAAAGCGGAGAAGUGUUCGUUUGGCCAGCAGCAAAUCAAAUACGUUGGUCACCUUAUCGAUAAACAUGGCCUACGUCCGGAUCCGGCCAAAAUAAAAGCGAUCCGUGACAUGCCAGCUCCGACGGACGUUUCAGGAGUGCGUUCUUUCCUAGGGGCAAUUAAUUAUUAUGGCAAGUUUGUCCCUAGCAUGCGAACUCUUAGGUAUCCACUCGAUGAGCUGCUCAAGAAUGGAAAGAAGUUCGUCUGGUCGUCCGAUUGUCAACAAGCCUUCGAGAACUUCAAAAAUAUUUUGUCAUCCGAUUUGCUACUUACGCACUAUAAUCCGGCACUCGAAAUCAUCGUUUCGGCGGAUGCAUCUUCCAUCGGAGUCGGUUCCACGAUAAGCCACAAAUUUCCGGACGGAUCUAUCAAAGUUGUCCAGCAUGCAUCCAGAGCAUUAACAUCAGCUGAGCAAGCAUACAGCCAACCAGAUCGCGAAGGACUUGCGAUAAUAUUCGCCGUAACCAAAUUCCAUAAAAUGGUUUUCGGUCGAAAAUUUACGUUGCAGACGGAUCAUGCUCCGUUACUUCGGAUCUUCGGAUCGAAAAAAGGAAUUCCCGUCUACACAGCUAAUCGGUUACAACGCUGGGCGUUACAGUUACUGAUGUAUGACUUCAAGAUCAUCUACGUCAACACAGAUAAAUUCGGAAAUGCAGAUGUAUUGUCGCGGCUGAUUGAGCACCAUGUUAAGCCGGAAGAGGACUUUGUGGUGGCUAGCGUUGUGCUGGAAAAGGACGUCAUGGCUCUAGCAACAAGUUCAAUCGACGCGCUCCCACUAAGCUUCAAGAUGAUUCAACAUGCAACACAUUACGAUCCAGAUCUCGGAAAAAUCUACCGCUUCAUUCAAGAAGGUUGGCCCCGAUCAAAAUCCACUAUCACACGCCGAGAGAUCAAAUGCUUCUAUGAUCGCCGAGAUUCCCUAUCGACCGUACAAGGUUGCAUCAUGUUCGGUGAGCGACUGGUGAUCCCGUCGAGUUUCCGAAAGCGUUGCCUGCAUCAUCUUCACCGAGGUCAUCCAGGAAUGCAGCGUAUGAAAGCAAUUGCACGUAGCUAUGUCUACUGGCCGUCGCUGGAUGUGGACAUCGUGGCUCACGUCAGUUCCUGCCAUCAUUGCGCAGCAGUAGCUGGACCGAUUGAAGGAGAAUAUUUUCUACUGAGCGUCGAUGCCUACUCCAAGUGGGUUGAAAUAUUCAAAACCAAAUCAACUACUGCUUUCACUACCAUCAACAUGCUUCGCAGCUUGUUUGCCCGUCUCGGUAUGCCUGAAACAUUGGUUAGCGACAAUGGUCCACAGUUCGCCAGUGCCGAAUUCGACAAGUUCUGCUUAGAGAAUGGUGUCAACCACAUUACUACAGCACCGUAUCACCCACAAUCAAACGGGCAAGCGGAAAGAUUUGUGGACACCUUUAAAAGAUCAGUGAAGAAAAUUAGAGAGGGGAAAGGAGCCAUCCAGGAAGCAUUAGACAUAUUUCUAAUAACCUACCGAACAACGCCGAAUCCAGCUACACCGGAAGGUAAAUCACCAUCGGAAGCAAUGUUUGGGCGCAAGAUUCGCACCAGCCUAGACUUGCUGCGUCCGUCAACCGUUCCGGCCGUUGAAUCCACUAUAGAAGCAAAGAUUCACCGGAGAUUCAAAAAUGGUGAUUGUGUAUAUGCGAAGGUUUACUCUAACAACCAGUGGAGAUGGACACCCGGAGUUGUUUUGGAAUCGAUUGGGCGUGUUAUGUUCAACGUGUGGGUGGAAGAUAAGCGCAUGAUUCGUUCACAUCUCAACCAACUACGAACUCGUGCCAUCGGUGACAAGCCGUCAGCGAAGCCAGUUAAGAGCAAUGCUAAGCUGCCGUUGGACAUUUUGCUGAAGGCGUGGAAUCUGUCUAGAUCGCAUACCAGUGCAAGCGAUAUCACCACGUCAUCGCCACUACCUGUGCUUUCGUCAGUAACCGCCGAAUCACCGUCAACAGUGCUUGGAGUACCAUCCGAGCAGUCCACACCGUUGCAGCCUGCAGCGCCAUCCGAAGCACCCGCGCGAGUGUGGGUGUCUCCAAAAGCAGAUACGUCAUCAGCGUCUUCGUCUUCGUCAUCAUCCUCCAGUUCAAGCUCUGUACCGUCAUCGUCAUCAGAGUUCCUAUCAGCCAAUGAAACCCCUACAGCUGUCCGGGAACCUCGUCGCUCUUCUCGCUCUAGAAGACCGCCGAUUCGGUUUGAUCCCUACCAGCUGUAUUGA